UGUAAAGAAAAAUGGUCACUUUUCACAAAAAUAUUUGAUGUACAAUAAAAUUAUUGUAAAUCGGGGGCAUGCAAAAGUUUUUGAUGAAACAUAUAAAAUACUUUAUAUUUCCUCCAUUUCUAUUUAGUUGACGCGUUAAAUUUUGGCACAUAUAUUAAGGAGAGGAGAAAGAGUGAGAGAAAAUGAUAAAUCAAGUGGGGUACUUAAUAAAUGUAAGGUAAAAAACUUAUACUAAAAGGAAACAUGUCAACUAAAAAAAAAACUUUUAAAAAAGGAAUACGUGUUAACUUAAAUAAUAUUAAAAAAUGGUGCACAUGGGUUGACACAAAUAUCAAUGAGAAGAGAGAUAGAGAGAGUGCAAGUGGAAAAACAUGUCAAACAUAGUAUGGAGCAAUCUUUUGAAGACACUUUUAAAAAAAAUGGAACAAACAAUUAGGGACGGGGGAGGACGUGUUAACUAAAAUAAAUAUGUUACACCUCACAUUCUCACAAAGUCACAAGUCAACCUUUUCCUUUAAAUUCUCUUAGGACUUUUGGAGUACUUUAGCUCAUUUAAUAAUUAAUUUUACAUCCAUAUUAAUAUAUUGAUGGAGAAGAACAUUCAAAGUGGAGGAAGUAAAAAGUGAGAAAUGAGGUACGAGUAAAUAGUUGAGACUUUUGAGAGAUUGAGGAGAGUAACAGAAAUGAAAAAAAUCCCUUGGAGUUGAAAAUAAACGACAAGGUACGAGACUACAAGUAAGAUCGUUGGGUUCAAGCUCUAUCCUCCAGAUCUGACUUUCCAUUAUCUCAUAUCUUCACACCUCCUACUCUCCUAGCCUCCCACCAAAGUUCGAUCAUUCCAGAGAAAGGAUUGUGAACCAUCAUAUCUUCAUUAUCAGCUACUAUGGAAGCUGCAUUUCAAUCUGCCUUUGCUUCAAGUUUACUUACGAACUUAAUCAAAUUGAUUGGUAUCAUUAAAGAUGAAUACAAAAAGUUCCAAAAGGGUGAGGAAGCAGUGAAAUCGCUAGAUACUACUGCCAUAUUGGCACAGGACCUGUUGAACAGCGUAAACACAUUCCAGUUGGAUGAUGAUACACUUCGACUGAGGUUGCAGGAUCGCCUUGACACCAUGGCGAUUCUGUUCUUAGAUGCAGAGGAUUUGAUUGAAGAUGUACCAGAUUUCACUCGGAAAUCAUCUCUUUCAUCAAGGCUUAAAUCCAUGGUUAGUACUUGGGCAAAUGACAUUGAGGAGCUAGAAAGAAAACUUAAAAAAACAAUUGAGGAAGUGAAGUCCAUCAUUGAACUUACAGGUCCUGCCGAAGCUAUGGUGAUCAUGAUAAUAUUGAUACAGAGCUGUUAUUACCUUUGAUUGGAAGGGAAAAAGAAAUCGCGGAUGUCAUCCAAAGGUUGAUUACAGAUGAUGAUUUUGAUCAUGGAGUGUGCAUACUAGGUAUGGAUGGAAUUGGAAAGACAAUGCUUGCCGAAGCCACCUUGCUUGACAGAAGAAUGUUGGAGCGAUUUUGCUGCAUUCGAGUUGCUUCGAUGGAGGGAUGCUUCGAUUUCAAAGAAGCAACUCGCCAACUAAGGUUAAUUAUUGGCAACAACGGGGUCCUCCAACAACAAAAUCAAAGGCUUUUAAUCUUUUUUGACAAUUUGCUAAAUGUAGAAGUCUCUGCGUGGACCAAGUUUCGGGCUCUCAUUAAAACUCAAUUGGCUUACAAAGAGAUUAAGUUCCUCAUCACCACUUUCAAUCCGGAAGUUUCAAGAAUAACUCGCACAACUGCAUACUACUUGAAGUGUUUGUCAGACGAACAUUGCAAACAGGUCAUUGUGAAAAAGGCACUCUUGCUUAAUGAAAAAUUGCCUGAUUCGCAUUUGUCACAUAUUGCCGGCAUCCUAGCAACAAAGUGUGAAGGCUUGCCAGUGCUUGCUAGAAUUCUUGGGAUGGUGUUAGCUCAAGAUAACAUGGAUGAUUGGGCGGUAAACAGAUUGAAUAAGGACUUGCAAGAUAUGUCUGAUGUUAAAAGGGAGAUUAUUUCUAUCUUGAGGUUGAGCUAUCAUACUAUGCAACCUCGAUUGAUGGUGUGUCUCGCCUUUCUCUCAGUCUUUCCUCAUAAAUACCCCUUCAAUAUGGAUGAUUUGAUUCACCUUUUGGUAGCAGAAGGGAUACUUCAGCAGGGUGAAGGCAGAGAAUAUUUUAAUGAUUUGCAAGGCAUGUCAAUACUUCAACAUUCGGAACAUGUAAACCACACCGAAAAGCCAAAAUAUGAGUUGCACAAAUUCAGCCACAUAUUCUCUCAAUUUGAUGCUUCAAAGACAUGUUUGCGGCUUGAACAAGGGGUGUCAUCUAUAAGUGAUUCCUCAAACAUUGAAGAUGUUCGUCACUUGUCUUUGUUGUGUGGCGAUAUUCAACUUGAUAAAUGGACUCAACGUGAGAAAUUCAAACGUUUGAGGACUUUUCUUUCUCUCAAUGAUAGAAGGAUUGGUCCUGUGCCUCGCCAGCUUUUCAAGGCACUGGUGCGCCUUCGUGUACUGAAACUGAAAAAAACCGAUAUUACAGAGCUUCCAGACACCAUACAUAGGUUAAAGCGUCUACGAAAACUUGAUAUUUCCUUUACUCCUAUAACCAAAUUACCUGAAACACUCUGUAAACUUUCCAACUUGCAAUUCCUCAAUCUCACAAACACAAAUCAACUUUUCCAUUUGCCACAGCAGUUUCAAAAAUUGACUAAUCUGUUGUGUCUUGAUUGGGAAUUAAGUGACAUGAAUCGGCUUCAUCUACCAUCCCACAUUGGAAACCUUCGUAGCCUUCAGACCCUCCCUCUGUUCAUUGUGGGUGAUAGUCUUAAAGGAUAUUGUAUUUCAGAGUUGAAGAAUAUGAAUAGUCUUAAAGGGUCAAUUUGCAUCCAAUCUCUUGAAGUUGUCCAAAAUCGAGCUAUGGCAGAGGAGGCAAUGCUUUGCAACAAGUUGUUGCUAGAAAAGAUAGUAUUGCAAUGGAUGAGAUUGGUGGAUGCAACUAUUGCCGAUGAUGUACUCGCAGGCCUAGAACCUCAUGUUUGUUUGAGAGAGUUGCAUAUAAUAAACUACAGUGGCAAGUUGUUUCCGGAAUGGAUUUGUGAUCCAUCGCGAAGCCUUCAAAAGAUACACUUGAUGAAAUGUCCAUCAUGUGAGAUCUUGCCAGCACUUGGUGAGCUUCAAACUCUUAAGACUCUUGUCAUUGAAGAAUUUUCCAGUGUAACAGCUGUGGAUCGCCGCUUUUGUGGAACAUCCAGUGUUACUACGGACGUCUAUUUUCCAUCAUUGGAAUCACUGACAUUCAAGAAGUUGGUAAAACUCCAGAAUUGGACAGGAUUGGAAGUAAAUGACAUGCCUCGCCUUCGAAUUCUCAAAAUUGAGAAUUGUCCUGUGUUCAUCAACUUGCCUUCACUCAAGAAUCUUACUUCAUUAGUUGAAUUAAAGAUUGAACGUUGCCCAAAAAUGAGAUCAUUGCCAGAGCUACCUCCUUCUCUCGAGUCACUCAAGAUAAGAGAGUAAUUUACUCAAAGAUCGAUGUGCUAUUGAAUGUGAAGAUUGGAAGAAGGUAGAUUGUAUCCAUAUGUAGAGAUUGAUUACGCAAGGAUCCCAACAUCGAGUGCCAAUAAUGUCCCAACACCGCCUACUCGGCCUGUUAGGAUUAGUGUGGAGAUAGAUAAAUACAUGGAGACAUAAGGAGAUUGCAUAGAAGCUGCCUUAUUGUUAAGGUUCGACCAAACUUGUGAAAAGUUCGGUCGAACCCGGUUUUAAGUCAGUAGGUGCACCAGUUUUCAUUUCUAGAGGAGGAGUGACCAAACCCAAGGAGGUUCGACCGAACCACCCUAGGUUCGACCGAACUCUGGGUAGGUUCGGCCGAACCUCCCUGCUCCUAUUUCGUCGCUUCGUUUUCGGCUUGUGCGAUUUGCUUUAAUCUUAGCCGUUGGAUUGUAUUUUCUACCUAGACUAUAUAUACCUUUUCUAAGCCUCUUUGUUGAGUAUUCACAAACAUUUAAACACAUAGAGAGGUUUUGAGAGGGUUUGUGAGGAGCAUUUGAAUUUUCUAUACAAUUCAUGCUUGUAAUUCUUGAGUUCAUUCAUCAUCAAUAUUACUCCAUAGUGCAAGGGUGGGUUUUUUCUCCUGGUUCUCGGGUUUUCCCACGGUAA
This is a messenger RNA of Chenopodium quinoa (quinoa), 4155 nucleotides long. RefSeq names its product putative disease resistance RPP13-like protein 1. The transcript is spliced from 2 exons. The coding region runs from base 1432 to 3513 and encodes 693 amino acids. Gene Ontology annotation, molecular function: protein binding; ADP binding. The record is from RefSeq and is a predicted model, not a curated record. Lineage: Eukaryota; Viridiplantae; Streptophyta; Magnoliopsida; Caryophyllales; Amaranthaceae.